This is a messenger RNA of Hyla sarda, 1238 nucleotides long. Its product is annotated as microfibril-associated glycoprotein 4-like. Gene Ontology annotation, biological process: elastic fiber assembly. The record is from RefSeq and is a predicted model, not a curated record. NCBI's taxonomy places the organism in Eukaryota, Metazoa, Chordata, Amphibia, Anura, Hylidae. Bases 129 to 908 code for a protein of 259 amino acids. The transcript is spliced from 6 exons.
UACACAUCCCCCCUUCUCGUUCCUCCGCUCACAGGGGAGGCUUUAAUAGGAGGGGGCCCAGGACCAGACGCGCCAUAUAAAUACAAGACCUUAAAUAGCAACCUCACACUAGACGGGACCCAGCAGACAUGGAGGCUGCGAGGCGACUACACUACAUCCUCAUCCUCCUGCUGGUGGCCCUCAGCUCCGUGGGGAGUCAGAACUCCAUAAAGCAGAAUGGGGACACUUUAUGUUCCACCACUGACCAGUAUCCUGUAGACUGUGAGGACGUGUGUGAGAACGGGGAGGAGGAGAGCGGCCCAUAUGUCAUCUACCCGGCUGGACCAGGCAUCGCGGUGCCCGUAUACUGCGACAUGAUUACUGAGGGCGGCAAGUGGACGGUCAUCCAGAAGAGGUUCAAUGGUUCCCUGAGCUUCUUCAGGGGAUGGAGCGACUAUAAGUCCGGCUUUGGUAGAGCGGACGGAGAGUACUGGCUGGGGUUACACUAUAUCUAUCUCCUCACGCUCCGCAACAAGUACGAGCUGAGGGUCGACCUGGGAGACUUCGAAAACAACAUGACCUUCGCUAAAUACUCCGAGUUUGCCAUCUCCCCGUACAACAUCAACCCCGAGGACGAUGGCUACACGCUGCACGUGGAAGGCUUCACUGACGGGGGAGCAGGAGAUGCCCUGUCCUACCACAAUGGAAUGAAGUUCUCUACAUACGACAGAGACCGCGAUGUCUACCUACAGAACUGCGCCGCCCUCUCCUCUGGUGGCUUCUGGUACAGGGCGUGUCACCUGGCCAACUUGAAUGGUCCUUACCUCCGUGGCGCUCACCUAUCCUAUGGUAGUGGUGUCAUUUGGUCUCAGUGGAGAGGUCUCUACUAUUCUCUGAAGACCACGGAAAUUAAGAUCAGACGACAGUGAUGUCCCUCCCCCCCACAUUGGCGUAGACUCGUAGAAUUUCGAGUGCACAUGAAAAUGCCAGGAUGUUCAUGUAUAUCAUGUAUUCUACCUGUAGCCUGAAUCUUGAAGCUUCCCAUGACUUGAUCCUUACCCAUGUCUGGAUGCUGUAGACCCUCUGCUGACCCCUCUGCUGACCCCUCUGCUGACCCCUCUGCAUGUCCCCGGCUCCUCAGACCUUGGUUUUGCCGUCACUGUUCAUGUUACAUAAAGGUUGUUGUAUCCCCUGAACUUAUAGUAAAUUCUCCCCAAUAUCAAUAAACAGUAAUGCCAUAAAACCUGCCUCAUUCUAUG